Messenger RNA from Tachysurus vachellii, 3113 nucleotides. It is a transcript of the gene cd34, whose product is annotated as CD34 molecule. Gene Ontology annotation, cellular component: membrane. The record is from RefSeq and is a predicted model, not a curated record. Bases 117 to 923 code for a protein of 268 amino acids. The transcript has 5 exons. Gene Ontology annotation, biological process: cell adhesion. Lineage: Eukaryota; Metazoa; Chordata; Actinopteri; Siluriformes; Bagridae.
GCUUUAUCCUGCCAGUGUGUCCUGCACAGAACAAACUUAGUCACAGGAAACCCCUAAGCUCUCUACCAGCGCUCUAACAUACACUCUCUCUCUCACACACACUCACUCACUGCAGCAUGCUCACAGAAAGGAUGGCCAUGAGGAAAAUGAAUGAGAUGUGCACAAGGAUGGCUCUAACUUUAGUCUUCUAUGUUCUGCUAUUCCACAAUUGUAAGGGACAGACUGAGCCAGUAACUACACUGGCAGUAACUACAAUUCAAACAACGGGGAGAGAUCCAAAUGAUUUCACUCAGGGUUUGAAUGAAGAUACAGUCAUUACAAAUUCCACAGACUCCACAGGAAUCUCAUCUACUGAUGCUAAUAAAGCUACUGAUCACUCCGACCCUCCAAUCAUCAAUUUUGCACUUCCAGACAGCUCUGUUCAACAAACUUCUACAGAUCUAUUUUCUUCUGAGGCAACAACAUCAAACGGUGUUGUGUCCACCACUGUGACAGAAUCACACAGCACUAGAGGAGAACCACACAACACAGGAGAACCACACAACAGCCUUGCUAAUGAAAUAGACAGCAAAGGGGUCAAAAAGAACUUGGAGUCGCAACCAGACAUGAAUUCCACCACGCAGGCAAAUGUGUUCGUGCCCGUACUGGUGACUGGGCUAAUCCUUGCUGCUCUCCUGAUCGGAAUAUACGUAUGGAAGAACCACUGUCACACAAAGAAAAGUGCCAUGAAACUAGCAGAGGAUUCCUACAUGGGCGAUGAAGAAAACCAGGGCAACACUCUGGUGUCUGUGGCUCCUCUAAACCCACCUGAGAACCUGGAGAAGCCAAGCCUGAAUGGUGAGUCCCUAGAAGUCGUGAAGACCCAGAAUCCUCCUACCUCCACCAAUGGUCACUCUACUGCCAAAGCUGACACUGAGCUGUGAGAGUCCUUCUCAACUACACAGGCUCUGGGUCAAUGCUCACCGACCCAGUCCUACAAACAACACCAGGGAACAGACAAAACAAAUAAACAUGCUCCCUUUUUUCUCUCAUUAUCUCAAAACAAUUAAUACAUAAUAAGGGGUUAUUGAAUACAUUAUGGUGGUGACUAUUAUUAUUAUUAUUAUUAUUAUUAUUAUUAUUAUUAUUAUUAUUAUGCAAUUUGGAAAUGGCUCUUAAGCUGAUUUUGACCAGGGGUGGGUUUCCCAAAAUGUUUAUAAUGCUAAAUACUAUCUUGUUCCUAGGAAUGUCCAUUAAUUAAUGAGAUCUUUCCAAAAUCCUUUAUGAGUAACAUAGUAUAUGAACUUAACAGAAAUAAUGAUGAACCUAUUCCGUUUGUUUUCAUUAUACUUAUUUAUCAUCAUACAUACUAGGUACUUUAAUAAUUGGAGCUUGCAUGCAGUUCUACCUCAAAAAGGCAGAUGCUGCUCAUUUCUAUACAAAAAAGCCUCACAGUUUUAUGGAGUGUCUAUGAUCAAUUGCCCUAAAGUUAACAUCUGUCUGGCAAUGGUGUAAUGGGUAGCUUUACUGACUGUGUAGGGUUACACAUUGUUCAUUAUCAAUCAGGUUAGCUAGUCAAAACCAAAUGAAGCAAACUGCAUUUAAAACUGUGUUCAUGGUAAUCACUUCACAUGAAACCAACAAGUACAAGAGAUGAACAUCAAGUUAAUUUAAUUUAAUAAGGAAGUCUAUAUUCAAAGCCAUGGUAUAAAAUAUAACACAUUUAUCCGAGCUCAAGACAGAACCCAGGACUCUAGAGUUGAGAGGCAAUGAUGUUACCCUACUAUCGCACAUUCAUUUAAAUACUAGUCAGUAUAAAUAUCCUAAUGAGACUCAUACCACAUAUGUUAAACGAUUACAUUGAACUUAGCAGCAUUUCUAAACAGCCUUGCCAAAGAAAGAAACAACAAAAUAUUUCUAAUAACUAAUACUACAAGAGCAGCUACAGGGAAACCCACCCCACAAUAUCUGGUUAUAUCCCUUACCCUCCUUAAACACAAUCAAUCCUUUUAAAUAUAUCUAGUUGUUAACUUUGAAAAAAAUAAUAGGUUGUUUGGGUAAUAAUAAACAGUUAACAGCAUUCAAUUUGGUAUAAUGUUAAUAUUUGAUCGUAUUAUAUAAUGUCAGUCUGUUAUAAUGUGAAGGGUGUGAGUGUUGUGGCUUUCUGAGCAGAUGAAUACUGGGAGGGUGUCCUUCAAUAUGAUCGAUUGCUGGCUUCCACAAGUGUAUACAGACCUGGACAGAGUUUGUAGUUUGUCCCUGUUCAUGUCCCAGUGUUCCACAGGGUCCUAACCCUCCACAUGGCUCUUUUUGGGUCAUUCAAAGAACAAAUGAUUCAAUUGACGCAUGUGGGAGCUCUGCUUGUUUUUAUUUUUUUAUGUCCAUGUAUGAAUUGUAUUUCUAAAGAUUGGGAUGUUAUGUGUGAAUUAAAAAUAUGACUGAUGCCAUAUAUCAUUGUGUUGAUAUAAGCUUGUGUGCCCAUGAUAACAGUACUGGCCAACCUUUGUUUAUAAAACAAUGUGACAAUGUGAUGACUUGCAUAGUUAAGGUGAUUGUACAGCAUUUGUUCGGUGCUGGACUUCAUUAGAUAGCAAUUACCAUGAACGUCUUUUCAUCACUGCAAACCACAGCUCACACCGGACUUCAAAACCCUGUAAAACAACUACGGCUUUUAGGUGAUUGAUGACGGUGACCUCUUCAGUGGACCAAGACACACUAUGGAAUUGUAUAUUUGUCCUAAACCAGUAUUAUGGGGAUUUUUCUUUUCUUUUUUUUUUUUUGUGUAAUAUAUCUGGAAUUGCAUAAUUGUUUAGUAGUCUAUCCUGAAAAUUCCCUACUUCUGUUAUUUACACGCAAUAUUUAAUUUUAAAUUGCGGAUCAGCCAAAGGUAAACAAUGAACAAUGCAGAGUCCAGCUUAGAGUUGGCUUAAUGUGUACAUAGACUCCCACAGCAAUAGUUUUAGCAUGGCAGACAUGAUUAUUAGUUCUCUGUCUUAUUCUUUUCUGUCUUAUUUAAUUUAUCCUCUUUCUAUUUUUAACAAUCCUCUUUUCUGGGUCUGUGUACUACAAUUCUUAUAAACUGAAGAACUUCUUUGUUUUAAGUUUGGAAUAUGAAUAAAGUUUUGGAAACUAAA